Penicillium brevicompactum is the source of this 3498-nucleotide messenger RNA. RefSeq names its product putative NF-X1 finger transcription factor. The transcript has a single exon. Gene Ontology annotation, biological process: negative regulation of transcription by RNA polymerase II. Gene Ontology annotation, molecular function: zinc ion binding; DNA-binding transcription factor activity, RNA polymerase II-specific; RNA polymerase II transcription regulatory region sequence-specific DNA binding. The record is from RefSeq and is a predicted model, not a curated record. Gene Ontology annotation, cellular component: nucleus. Lineage: Eukaryota; Fungi; Ascomycota; Eurotiomycetes; Eurotiales; Aspergillaceae. The coding region runs from base 1 to 3498 and encodes 1165 amino acids.
AUGUCAGCGCCCCUCCCAGAUACCGCUGCCCCAAGCGGAUCACGACCCCCACGUUCAUCAAGGCCGAGACGCCGAGGGCGGGGUCCUGCGAAUCGCGAUGCGCAGCAACAAAGACCUGCUACUACGAGCGAACCUCAGAACCCAGCCGCUGCGCAAUUGCAGCCAACACACCCUCAGCCAUCCCCGAAUACAACCCCUCAGUCUGAUCAACACAAUGACCAGCGCUCUCAGAGAGGUGGAAGAACCAGAGAAGGAAGAGGGAGGAGACAGCGCAACAAUGGAACCCCGCGGAGAGGUCAAGGCUCAAAUGAAGCAAAUGAAGGAACUGAAGGACAAAAUCCACGGCCUGAGGUGCGAUCCCGCGGUAUGAGAGCGCGGGGUUUUGAGGCUCAAUUGACGCGGCCUGAGCCGUCGGGUGAUACAGCAUUGGAUGGGGUGGGGCACCAUAACGAUAAUGCUUUAAGAGCAGAUGUGCCGGCUUUUGUACCAGGCAUGCCUCCCUCUGAUGCUCCCCGCCAUCCACAUUCCGAAUCGGCGCCAUCUGCGAAAGGGAAAGGGAAAGCUAGACAACCCAGGGCACCGCCGCAACCACCGAAGGUUACAACGAAGUCCACUGCGGCCGACCUGGCAACCCGAAUCCACGAAGAUAUCUCCCAUAAUCUAUACGAAUGUCCCAUCUGCUGCAGCGAGCUAGGUCGCAGAUCUCGUGUUUGGUCAUGUGAACUUUGCUGGACAGUCUUCCAUUUGAGUUGUGUGAAGAAAUGGUCCAAGAACGAAGGUGCUUCUGCCCAGAGGGCUUCGGCCCAGGAGGACGGGCAGGGUAGUUCCACUCCGCGUGCUUGGCGUUGUCCGGGCUGCAAUCUUUCGCAUGAGAACUUCCCUUCCAAUUACUCUUGUUGGUGUGAGAAGGAAGUCGAUCCUAGACCGCUGCCUGGGUUGCCGCCACACUCUUGUGGUCAGACUUGCUCGAGACCGCGUAAGGGAUGUCCCCAUCCUUGUGAUACGACUUGUCAUGCCGGUCCAUGUGCUCCUUGUACUGCCAUGGGACCUACGCAGGAUUGCUUCUGUGGUUUGAACUCGUCGACAAAACGAUGUCAAGAUACCGAUUAUGAAAAUGGCUGGAGUUGUGGUGAGAUUUGUGGCGAACUUCUCCCUUGUGGAGAACAUACCUGUCCGCUGCCCUGUCAUGAGGGUUUGUGUGGAGGCUGUGAAGUCGACAUCGAGGCUCGUUGCUAUUGUGGAAAAAUGCAGACAGAGAUGUCAUGCAAGUCCAAGGAUGACGAGAAAGAUAGUCGAGUCAUUCAUGAGGAUGGCUCUGACGAAGAAUGGACCGGCUGCUUUGGUUGCGGGGAGACUUGCAACCGCCCUCUAGACUGCGGCAAACAUUCAUGCCGGAAGGACUGUCACCCUCAAGACUCACACCCUGCUCACUGUCCACGAUCACCAGACGUGGUAUUGGAUUGCGCCUGUGGAAAGACGCCGCUGUCUGAGAUCCCGGGGUACACUCCGCGAACCUCUUGUGAAGACCCAAUUCUCAACUGUCAGAAGCCAUGUGGCAAGAGUCUGCCAUGUGGUCACCCUUGCGAUAAAUUGUGUCACACCGGGCCCUGUGGCGCUUGUUUGCGCCAGGUUCGCAUCAAGUGCCAAUGCGGUCGUACUGAUAAUUCAACUAUUUGUCAUCAAGGCCAUAACGAGCCUCCCAUGUGUCCGCGCCAGUGCAAGGCGACUUUACAUUGCGGUCGUCACACCUGCACUGAUCGAUGCUGCCCAGGAGAACAACGGGCGAACGAACGCCAGGCUGCGCGUCGUAAGCUCAGACCUCAUCUGCGCCCCGCCGAGGAAGACAUCGAAGCAGAGCACAUCUGCACUCGUAUAUGUGGUCGGAUGCUGAAAUGCGGAAGACACACAUGUCCAGAGCUUUGUCACAAGGGUGCCUGCAAUACUUGCAGGGAGGCAGUAUUCGAAGAGAUCUCGUGUAAUUGCGGAAGAUCUGUUCUCUACCCUCCCCAGCCAUGUGGCGCAAAGCCACCUUCUUGUAGUUUCCCAUGCGAGCGUCCCAAGCGAUGUGGCCAUCCUCAACCCGCGCAUACUUGUCACACGGAUGAAGAGAACUGCCCUAAGUGUCCUUUCUUGACAGAGAAGCCGUGUUUGUGCGGUAAACGUGUAUUGAAGAACGUUCCUUGCUGGCUAGCCGACGCACGCUGUGGACAGGUCUGUGGACAAAAGCUCAAAUGCGGCUCUCAUUUCUGCCGGAAAGAUUGUCAUCGUCCGGAGGACUGCGAGGACGCAACCAAGCCUUGCACUCAGGCUUGUGGAAAGAACAAGUCUAUCUGUGGUCAUCCUUGCACAGAGCAAUGUCACGCCCCUUACGCAUGCCCCGAGAAGACCCCAUGUUCGUCCAAGCUUGCGGUGACAUGUGGCUGUGGACGACUGCGUCAAGAAAGACGCUGCAAUGCCGCCAAGGCUGUCACAGUAAAGGGCCAGGUCCAGUCACCCCAGCGCACACCGGACCUGACUUCGUUGGUCUGCGACGACGAAUGUACUCGCCUAGAACGCAAUCGCACCCUGGCAGGUGCGCUCGGUGUUGAUAUCAAUCCAACGACCACAAUGCAGACCAUCACAGCCGAGAACCUUCCCUAUUCGGAGGAAACUCUCAACCAGUACAUCAAACUGGCAGCAUCUGCACCUCUCUCAACUUUGCAAAGCAUUGAAGCCAGUCUGCAUUCUCUUGCAACGGCAGACAAGUCCACCCGCUCUUUCCGCUUCCAACCCGCCAAGCCUACCCUCCGCGCAUUUGCCCACUCCCUCGCCGCAGACUGGGGCUUCGUAACAGAAAGUCACGACCCUGAACCACACAGACAUGUCUUUGUCUUAAAGCCUGUUGUCUGGAACCCGCCGCGCUUCGGCACGGGGGCUGGCUCGUCAAUCGGUAUUGGCGGCAUGAGCGUGCGCGAAUGCGUCAAGCUGCGCGAGCGCGAGCGUUCAAAAGAAGCAGAGGCCCGUCGUGUCGCUGCCAUUGAAGCAAAGGCUGUACGCGAAGCCACCAAAGCCCAGGCCAGCAGUGGAGACGGUGGUUGGGCCCAGGUUGCUUCUAAGAGUCGAGGCGGAAGCGGUGCCAGCACGAGGAGUGGUACACCCGUUCAAAGCCCUUGGGUCAGCAAGUCUAUCUAUGCUGCUCUCGAUGGCGAAGGAGCCAAGAAGGAACGUCUCGUUCUUCGUUCAGGUGUUGGGGCUGGCAAGUCUCUGCGUGCAAAGACCCCUGCUGAUGAGGUUGUUGAUAAUUGGGAGGAUGCUCAGGAUGCUGAAGAAAUUCAAGAGAAGCAGGAAGAAGAGAAGAAGAUGGAAGGUGAUCAGGUUCCGGACCAGACAGUUCCUGGGGACUCUGAGGACCCUGUGGACCUGGUGGGAACCGAAACCGAACUUGAGCCCGAGGCAGAGGUCCAGGCAGAGGCUCAGCCUGCUGAGGCUGAAGCUACUGCAAACGACGUCGAAGUUUAA